UUUCAGAUAGCAAAAUUAAAAUAACGCAUUUAAAUUAAUAAUAUAGUGCCAAUGAACAAUGUGCCAUCAACAUCGAGAGAAAACAGUCGAAAUCCGAGCGAAUCGUCUUCUAGCAUCCAGGAUCUAUUAAUAAAUGUGGAAGCCAACGAUUUGUCGAGUGUGGUGAAUGAAGACGUGUCGAUUACAAUGUCGGCGCCGCCAUCUCCAGCGACACCCAGAAAAAUCGAUUUUUCCGCGGAAAUAGAAACUCCAAAAUCGACGGGAAUUCGGCGGAGGCUGACGCUGAAGGACUCAAUUGGCAGUGAUUUGGAAAACGAUCCGGAAUCCACGCCUGCAAUCCGAAAACCGUCUCGAAUAUCCUACGACGAGAGGCUAACAGUGAUUUGUGACAGUCAGACGUCUUCACCGCUUCUUGCAGAAACGCCAUCGCCGUCCCAGGAACGUGAUUCCGCUCCGUUUGCAGACGUUUUUCAGCCAAAGGGAUUUUUCAGCUUCUUCUGGGAGGAACUAACAAGAGGCUACUCUCUUCACAACGAUCAUGCGAGAUUCUCGGAAAAGCGGCGUAAAGUGUACGCUUUUCUACGAAUUCCACUGGAAUUGGAGCAAUUUUUGACUUAUGGGCUUCUACAAUGUAUCGAUGCCUUCUUCUACUUGUUCACUUUCUUGCCAUUACGAUUUUUGAUGUCAAUAUUCGGAGCUCUUCUACGCAUAAAACGCUGGACAUCGGCUGAAACUUGCGAUUUUCUGAAAGUCGUCAUUAUUGUAGCCGCUUCUAUGCUUAUUCGGGAGAUUGAUUCAUCAUUUCUAUACCAUCAAGUUCGGAGUCAAGGAGUCAUUAAAUUGUACAUUUUUUAUAACAUGUUGGAGGUUGCCGAUCGGUUAUUUAGCAGUUUGGGACAGGACAUAUUCGACGCUCUUCUAUGGACUGCAAAUUCUGAAAAACGCUUUUCCGUCGGCUAUUUCAUCCGAACGUGUGGCCAUUUAAUCGUUGCAAUCCUCUACGCAACACUACACUCAUUUCUCGUAAUUCUACAAGCCACCACACUAAACGUUGCAUUCAAUUCACAUAAUCAAACUGUGUUGGCUAUUAUGAUGAGCAAUAAUUUCGUUGAACUUAAAGGAUCGGUUUUCAAGAAAUUCGCAAAAGCAAAUCUGUUUCAAAUGGCGUGUAGUGAUGUUCGAGAACGAUUUCACAUUUUUGCACUGCUUUUUGUGGUGAUGAUUCGGAAUAUGACGGCGGUCAAUUGGAAUAUCGACUCUUUUACGGAAAUGAUUCCGGAUAUUAUAAUGGUCGUCGGAUGUGAGUAUUUUGUAGAUUGGCUUAAACACGCUUUCAUCACAAAAUUCAACGAAAUCAACGCAGAAGUAUAUAAGGAUUUUACGAUAACCAUCGCGUUUGACGUGAUUCGUAGCCGUGAUCAGAGUGCUUUUAGCGAUUAUUCCGAUCAGGUCUCGAGACGAAUGGGCUUCAUUCCGAUUCCGCUGUCGAUCAUGAUUAUUCGAGUGCUUAGUCAAACAUUUACACUUGACAAUUGGGGAUCCUGCAUCAUUUUUGGAAUCGGCUGGCUUCUGGUGUUCGCCGUGAAAAUCUGCAAUGGAGUAGUAAUGCUGGGUCAAGCUUGCCAUCACGUCAAAAGAUUCCGGGAUAUUCAGGCUCGCGCCGAAUUUGAGCUAUUUAGGAAGCGAAUGGUGGAGAAAAAGAGCAAAUCGGCGCCCAACUCGCCGCGCAUGUCACUUAUCGAUUUUACAGACGUUCUCCAUCAACCGGCUGCUGGAAAAGGCUUCACCGUAUCCGAUAUGCUGAGCCAAUGGGAAGAGCUCCAGCCGAGCUUGCUUUCUUCGGAAAUCCGGCGAAGCACGGACCGCGAGACGGCGGUUUCUCAUUUGACGGCUAGAAGUGAUGAACGAACGCCCCGAAGAGCUGUGAGCAUGGCUCAUAUUCCGAGACGAGACCGCAGCGAACCACCACCGGCUCCAUCCAUGGACCAGGAUCCGCAACUGGAUACCGAGGACCCCGUCGUCACUGAAAACAACACAAACUCCAACUCAGAACAGGCGUCACCGGUCAAAAAGAAGACAACGGCGGCGCCCGUGACGUCAUCGGCGUCCACGAACACAAAUGCCACGUCAUCGGAUGAGCUGGCCGACGUCACCGCCUACAAGAUGCCCGAGCAAGGAGUACAGAGAAUUGAAUAGUAGAGAAAAUGUUUUUGCUGCUAACGCUUGUAAUUUGACAACACGAUCUGCUCAAUUUCUGGAAAUUUUGAAUUUUCUGCGGUAAAAAAAAAGGAAAAGUGAGCAGAAAGUGUUGUUAAUUUAGAUUUUAGCGAGGAAAUUUUCGAAAUUUUCAACUUUUCCCGCCUUUUUCUGUUCAAAUUUACGGGUCAUCUUUUCCUGUCGGUUUUUCCUUUUUUCGGGAUUUUUUUUAUUGGUUGGACCAAAUAUAAACGAUUAUUUCUUAC
Molecule: messenger RNA, 2462 nt
Organism: Caenorhabditis elegans
Lineage: Eukaryota; Metazoa; Nematoda; Chromadorea; Rhabditida; Rhabditidae
Gene: F26F2.7
Product: Protein TAPT1 homolog
Exons: 15
Coding region: 52-2196 (714 amino acids)
Cellular component (GO): membrane
Source: RefSeq, marked reviewed